This is a messenger RNA of Sphenostylis stenocarpa, 831 nucleotides long. NCBI's taxonomy places the organism in Eukaryota, Viridiplantae, Streptophyta, Magnoliopsida, Fabales, Fabaceae. The record is from the annotation of a GenBank genome assembly.
AUGUCUGGUGUGUCUCUAGCAGUGUCUCGUCCACCAGCAUCGAUGGGAGAACAAAAGGCGCCUUCAGCAGGCACACAGUCUAAACAUGGAGCAGAAGAGGCACCAGUUGGUGGCAUGAUGGGUUCACUACGCAUGAUCGAGCUUCAACUGGUGGCUUUUAUAUUGGUGUUCUCAGCAAGUGGCCUUGUCCCACUCCUUGACCUAGUUUUCCCUGCGCUUGCCUCUGCUUACAUUUUGGCACUCUCACGAUUUGCCUUUCCAUCAAAUUCGUCAUCAUCCAAUUCAUCUGGGUCGGGGACUGAGCUCUUCAGAGGGAGCAGAAUGUUCCGAAUGUAUGUGGUUCUUGGAACCACAGUGGGGUUAUUCUUGCCACUGGCUUAUGUGCUUGGAGGGUUUGCAAGAGGGGAUGAGCAUGCUGUGCGUUCGGCCACCCCUCACUUGUUCUUGCUAUCCUUUCAGAUAUUGUCUGAGAACAUCAUUGGUGGGUUGUCUUUGUUUUCACCACCUGUGAGGGCCAUGGUGCCCAUGAUCUACACAAUCCGGAGGAUCUUUGUGGAUAUUGAUUGGAUUCAUGAUGUAUGGCUGAACAAGACUUUGCCUGUCAAUGUCCGGUUUCAGGACAUGGCAUGGUAUUGGUUCGGGAAGGUUCUGGCAGUGGCUAAUCUGGCUUAUUUCUCCAUGAAUCUGUUUGCAUUCUUGAUUCCCAGCUUCCUUCCAAGAGCUUUUGAGAGGUAUUUCGCAGACAAGGGAGAGAUCUGUGCUAAGUCAGCAGAGGACAAGCGAUCUGCAGUUCUCAACAAAUCCCAAUUACCAGAAAAGAAGACAGAUUAA